UAAUGCCACGCGAUCACAAUAAUCAAUCGAGAACAAUUUUUUCAUUGAAUUUCAUACUAUUUAUUAAAACCCCAAUUUUCCCUUAUCCGCAGGUAUUUUUAAGACCACUUCGAGCCUUUUUUAUAAACGAUUGCUAAUUAGCACCUCGAAAUUCAACGAAGCAAAAGCUAUUCCAGUGUUUUAGAGUGACAGAAUUGGUAUGAGUGCCUUGCACAGUUGCAAAGGUUACAGGUGCCUCGCUCUCAUACGAGGAGCAGGUGUAUAGAAGGCCAUUAUGAUGAUCAUUUAUACCUCUAUAUAGUGGCAGAUAUGUUAAAAAUUCUGUAGUAAAAACUAAAGAAAUAAUUUAAUGUAAGCGAACGUCAACGAACGCCCUAAUCGAUUCUUCAGAUACCGAGUCCCAUCCGAGUCCAGCCGAACCAGCAACACAAUGGCGAAAAUGUUCUACGUUUAUAACAUCAACGUUUCUUUAUUAGGUUUGAUUGUAACAUCGGUGUUACUGUCACUCAUCUGUCCCGCGUGCUGUCGCCUCGAGCUCGACUUCUCGAAACUAAGCGACCCGAUCAACCUGCGGCGAGCUGAGCAUUACGGACUGACUUCUAUUUUUGACCAACACAGCACAUCAACGUUCACGCUUAGGAUGAGUCAGGACACGAUGCAGAAAAUUGGCGUUGGAGAAGGAGACCUGCCGAGCCCUCCUAGCCGUCUGGAAAAUCCCUACACGCGGUCUGCUUUUGUGGAAGCAGUUUUGCGCAACGUGAGCCACCCCUUGCUUCCUGAGGGGCAAGAGCUCCUGCAAACUAUGCUGGCAGGACCUCUGCAGAGCGCCGUGGUCACGCUACAGCCCACGGACGACCAGUUCGACGAGAUGAUGCUCUUCCUGGACGCGUACAAGGCGUUCUGGAACUACAUGGGCGAAGAGACGGUGCCUAAGGUGGAAGAUCUUGCUUCCGAAUACGUGCCGUCCGCCGUACAAGGCAUCGUGCGGCGCUUUGUGCGGACGGAGCCGCGCAGAGCAGCGCGCAGACUGGCACCCAUGGAGGCGUCGCACGAGUACCUGCGACACUUGACCACCAGUGUCUUCAAUGUGCCGCGCAACCAACUCGUGGACAAGCAGAACGCAACGGCUGUGAGAGUCUACGUCAGGCGUCAGUUAGAGGACUUGGGUCUGCUGGUGCUGGAACACAACUUCGCGUCCUACGAAACUGACUUUAUGGUUGGUGAAAGGCUAGAAGGCACUAAUCUGAUCGCCCUACUACCCGGCGCCCGGUUCAAGACGCCCCACGACAGACCCGUGGUGGUGGGCGCUCACAUCGACACCGUCGUGGGCUCCCCAGGAUACGAUGACAACGGCUCCGGCAUGGCUGCUCUCAUGGAGACCGCUAGAAUGAUCGCCACUUCUGGGUGCAAGUUCGACAACACUGUUGUCUUUGUGGCGUUCGAUUUGGAGGAAAUGGGCACGCAGGGGUCAAUGAUGUUUGUGAAGGACUUUGUACCUCGAGUGCUAAAGCAGGAGCUCGGCAUGGAACGAAUUUAUGGCGCUUUUGUGCUUGACUGCAUUGGAAACUGGGACCCAGAACCUCAGUCUCAGGACCUACCUGAAGGCUGGCAUGAAUACUUGCCGCAAUUUGUUGAACGGACUGAAAGAAACGACAGAAGAGGGGACUUUAUCAGCUUGAUCUACCGGAACGGCAUAGAUGCGUUCCUAGCAAAUAGGUUUUCGUCGUACUUUUCUCGACUAGACGCGCCAGAGUUCCGACUUGAGGCGUUGGCAGUGGACAGCCUGGGGCCGCAGAUGCCGAGCGUGAUGGGACUGAAGAAGCACUUCAAUGUCUUGCGGUCAGAUCACGUCAGGUUUUGGUACCCAAAUGGUGAAGAUGGAAAUGGUUUGAAGGUUACUAUCCCUGCCGUCCUCAUUACAGACACAGGUCCCUUCAGGGGCAGGUUACGCCAGUGCUACCACAGCCCCUGCGACGUGCACAAGGCAGGCCAAGACCCUAACGUUAGUUUCCUGGCGAAGACAACCGAGGCUGUGGCCUGGACAACAGCAGACUUGGCAGGAGGUCAAUGUGGGCCUCGAGGAAGGCUGGGAGUACGGCAACUUUUCAGACUAACUUCUAGUUUUUCGCUCGAUUCACAGAACUCACCUCAGGACGAGCCGGACUCUGAAAUUUCAGUAGUGCCCAACGAUGUCAGUGAUCCCGUAGGAAAUGAAGAAAACGAAGCCUUGAGGAAGGUUACAGGAUCGGAAGGCAGCAGGACUGCUCAUGAUCCUACCUUGGCAUCCUUGACCAACGCGCUUGAAAUGCUACAUUUUCUAGGAGUCGUGCCAUCCAUCGAAGAGCUCACUGAGAACCAGCUACGAACCCCGCGAAGAACUCCGAGGCCAGGAAGAGCGCGAGGCAUGAGAGUGUUCAAGCGCAAAUUACCUAUUAACUCUCAUCAAUUAUAUUCAACCGAGAGGCGCGGCUCUGACGUGACUUAAGCGUUCAACGUUAAUAGCCAUAAUAAUGUUACGAUAUUGUGAUGCGAAUUACCACGCACAUCUCGUGGAGAAUGAGAGUAGUUGAGAUGUUGAUGAAUACGCUAAGCUAUUUGUGAACAUAGUACAAUUAUAUAAUUAAUACAUAAAUAUGUUAA
Molecule: messenger RNA, 2640 nt
Organism: Hyalella azteca
Lineage: Eukaryota; Metazoa; Arthropoda; Malacostraca; Amphipoda; Hyalellidae
Exons: 11
Coding region: 431-2485 (684 amino acids)
Biological process (GO): proteolysis
Molecular function (GO): metalloexopeptidase activity
Source: RefSeq, a predicted model, not a curated record